Molecule: messenger RNA, 367 nt
Organism: Notothenia coriiceps (black rockcod)
Lineage: Eukaryota; Metazoa; Chordata; Actinopteri; Perciformes; Nototheniidae
Product: type II inositol 3,4-bisphosphate 4-phosphatase-like
Exons: 2
Coding region: 85-363 (92 amino acids)
Source: RefSeq, a predicted model, not a curated record
UAUGUGUGUGUGUGUGUGUAGGUGUGUCGUUCUGUGCGAGGUGUGCGUCUCACCAGCUGUAAAAGUGCGAAGGACCGCACGGCGAUGUCAGUGACUCUGGAGCAGUGUGUGUUACUGAGAGAGAGACACACACUCUGCAACACACACUUCAGCACCGCGCUGCACUGCAUGAGGAGGUCCAGGGUGUUUUGGGGGGAGACUCUGGGCUGUUUCCCCCCCUCAGACCCCGGCUCUCAGGCCUGUAUGGCCCCUAAACCUCCCAGAAGGCACCUGUACCCAGUGGCCUUCCUGCUGGUUUCCUCUCACCUGCUGGUCGUCUGGCUCAUCUUCAGCCUCGUGCUCAUGCUCAACAAAUACCAGUAGACCC